This is a messenger RNA of Arabidopsis arenosa, 1565 nucleotides long. NCBI's taxonomy places the organism in Eukaryota, Viridiplantae, Streptophyta, Magnoliopsida, Brassicales, Brassicaceae. The record is from the annotation of a GenBank genome assembly.
CUGCACAAAGUCUAUAUGACCAAAAGAUUUGAAAACACUUUAUAAUCACAAAAUAUAAUCCCAUUACAUAUCCUAAUUAAUUAUGGUACCAGCAGUGAAUCCUCCUACCACAUCAUGCCACGUAGCAGUAAUCGGUGCCGGAGCAGCGGGACUCGUGGCAGCUCGAGAGCUCCGCCGCAGUGGCCACUCUGUGGUUAUUUUCGAACGUGGGAACCAAAUCGGAGGCGUGUGGGCUUACACGCCUAACGUCGAACCCGACCCGCUUAGCAUCGACCCGACCCGACCCGUAAUCCAUUCGAGCCUCUACAGUUCUCUCCGAACCAUCAUCCCACGAGAAUGCAUGGGUUUCACCGAUUUCCCGUUUUCGACCCGACCCGAGAACAGGUCUAGAGAUCCGAGACGACAUCCGGGUCAUAGUGAGGUUCUUGCUUACCUGAAAGACUUUGCGAGAGAGUUCAAGAUCGAAGAGAUGAUUCGGUUCGACACGGAGGUUGUGAGGGCUGAGCCGGCGGCGAAGAAUCCCAAAAAGUGGAGAGUCGAGUCUAGAAACUCCGGUGAUGUCUCCGACGAGAUUUAUGACGCCGUCGUCGUUUGUAACGGUCAUUAUACGGAGCCUCGUCAUGCUCUAAUCCCUGGCAUAGAUUCAUGGACAGGAAAACAAAUUCAUAGCCACAAUUAUCGAGUUCCAGAUCAAUUUAGAGAUCAGGUGGUGGUGGUGAUCGGAAGCUCAGUGAGCGGAGUCGAUAUAAGCAGAGACAUAGCAAAUGUUACAAAAGAAGUCCAUAUAUCUUCAAGAUCAACUACACCGGAAACAUACGAAAAACUUCCCGGUUACGACAACUUAUGGCUUCACUCUACAAUUGAAACUGUCCGAGAAGAUGGUUCGGUGGUAUUUCGGAAUGGAAAGACAGUUUACGCCGAUACCAUUAUGCAUUGCACCGGGUACAAAUAUUACUUUCCAUUUCUCGACACGAAAGGCGAAGUGACGGUUGAAGAUAACCGUGUUGGACCAUUAUAUAAGCAUGUUUUCCCACCAGCUCUUUCUCCGGGACUUUCAUUCAUCGGAUUACCAUGGCAGGUCACUCCUUUUCCAAUGUUUGAACUCCAAAGCAAGUGGGUAGCCGCGGUUUUAGCGGGUAGGGUUAAACUCCCGUCACAAGAAGAGAUGAUGGAAGAUACAGAGAUGUUUUAUGCAAAGCUCGAAGCCUCAUCUAUUCCCAAAAGAUACACACAUCUUAUGGCAGAAUUAGAUUCUCAGUUUGUAUACGAUAAUUGGCUUGCUGAUCAAUUGGACUAUCCUCGGAUCGAAAAAUGGAGAGAGCAAAUGUUCUACAACGUGUUCAAGAGAAUACAAGCCCAAUCCAGUACAUAUAAGGACGAUUGGGAUGAUGAUCACCUCAUUGCAGAAGCAAAUGAAGAUUUCGCCAAAUUCACUUCUAACUAUCCAAGUUCUUUAAUCGAAUCUUGAAUAAAGAAAGAGAAUAAACAAGAGCCAUAGCUUGUUGCUGCAGUCAAAAGAUCUUGCUUUGUCCAAUUUGUUUUCACAAUAAAAUUAUAUAACUUCC